Anopheles funestus (African malaria mosquito) is the source of this 1538-nucleotide messenger RNA. RefSeq names its product oxygen-dependent coproporphyrinogen-III oxidase (gene Coprox). The record is from RefSeq and is a predicted model, not a curated record. Bases 167 to 1369 code for a protein of 400 amino acids. Gene Ontology annotation, cellular component: mitochondrial intermembrane space; cytoplasm. Gene Ontology annotation, molecular function: coproporphyrinogen oxidase activity. The transcript is spliced from 3 exons. Lineage: Eukaryota; Metazoa; Arthropoda; Insecta; Diptera; Culicidae.
UACGUGAGUUCAAACACGUCGCAGCUGUGUGCGUGUUUGUUUAGUGCAUUUCGUCGUUUUAAAAGUUCAACAUAAGAAUCUCGGAAAGGUGAAUAUUCCAAUUUGUCGGCUAAUUCCACCAAGUUCUUCCGAGCAAUUGUCUACCUUGCCAAGCAAAAAGUGUGCAAUGAUUUUAAAGAUUCUUCGUAGCAGUGGUACCCGGCUUAUCGCACGGCAAAUGCACGGUAAAGUUGGUACCAGUACCAGUAUGAAGACAUCUGUGAUAAGGUUAAUUGGAGGUGCCGUAUGCAUUGGUGGAACUACCGCCGCUCUAGCAUACCAUUGGCUGUACCGGCAUGAGGUCCAAAUGGCAGCCAUUGGGUCCAGUGGCAAAUUUGCCAGCGUUUCCCGAUAUAUGGCCGAACCGAUCACCAACCGGCAGGUGCUUGAUGCGAACCGAAACGACAUGAAGUGUCGCAUGGAAGAGCUAGUGAUGCGGAUACAGCACAACUUUUGCCGUUCCCUAGAAGCGGAAGAAAACUUCGGCAAGAAAUUUCUCGUCGAUCGCUGGGAACGAAAAGAGGGUGGCGGUGGUAUUACCUGUGUCCUGCAGGAUGGAGAUGUGUUCGAAAAAGCCGGUGUAAAUAUAUCUGUGGUUCACGGCAAUUUGCCAAAGGGCGCCAUUCAGCAAAUGCGCUCCCGCGGAAAACAGCUGGCGGAUGGAGAGCUUCCAUUUUUCGCCGUGGGCGUAAGCGCUGUAAUACAUCCGCGUAAUCCGAUGGUUCCGACGAUCCAUUUCAACUACCGAUACUUCGAAGUCACUGACUCUGCUGGUCAGAAACAGUGGUGGUUUGGAGGUGGUACGGAUCUCACACCAUACUAUCUAAACGAGACAGAUGCAGAGCACUUUCACCGCACACUGAAGGAAGCGUGUGAUCCCCAUGACCCCACGUACUACCCACGGUUCAAGGAGUGGUGCGACAAAUAUUUCUUUAUACCGCAUCGUAACGAGAGCCGCGGUGUCGGUGGCAUUUUCUUCGACGAUUUGGACGGGCCGGAUGCUGAACGAGCGUUCGAUUUUGUAUCCUCCUGCGCACAUUCCGUAGUGCCUUCGUACCUGCCGUUGGUUCGACAACACAAAAAUGACUCGUAUGGCGAUCGCCACCGGCAGUGGCAGCUAUUGCGACGUGGUCGUUAUGUUGAGUUUAAUCUCAUAUACGAUCGUGGAACUAAAUUUGGUUUGUACACGCCUGGCGCCAGAUACGAAAGCAUUCUAAUGUCGUUGCCACUGAAUGCGAAAUGGGAGUACAUGCAUAUUCCCGAAAAAGGUACGGAAGAAGCGGCUAUUAUUGAGGUCCUUCAGAAACCUAAGAAUUGGCUUAAGCUGUAAAACUGGCCCAAAAAACACCUGAUGAGAACAGAAUAGAAAACAAGUUCAAACUCGAUGGAAGCUGUGGCAUACACUGAGAAACAGUUAAAUUUGUGAGAUAUAUAGUUGAAGGCGUACAUUGUGUACCACAUCGAAGUUAGGAACAAAAUGUUAUUUUUUUAUAUGCAAA